Aspergillus novofumigatus IBT 16806 is the source of this 808-nucleotide messenger RNA. Its product is annotated as CinA family protein. The record is from RefSeq and is a predicted model, not a curated record. The annotation marks the transcript as partial. The transcript has 3 exons. Lineage: Eukaryota; Fungi; Ascomycota; Eurotiomycetes; Eurotiales; Aspergillaceae.
CAAAAUGACACACGAAUUUCCCCUCCCUCCCUCCGCCCUCUGAUCAAAGAGGUGGCCGAUCUUCUCAAGUCCCGAGGGGAAACCAUCUCCGUGGCCGAGACAGCAGCCGGAGGCAUCAUCUCCGCAUGUCUACUUUCCCGCCCGGGGGCAUCCUCAAUCUACAAGGGUGGAGUAACACUCUACACCCUUGAAUCCCGCAUCGCCUUCGCAGGCUGGACCCAGUCGCACAUCGACAGCUACGAAGGUCCAACGCCUGAUAUCGUCGCUGGGCUCGCGCAGCACGUCCGCAAUACCCUGCAGUCGACGUAUACCGUUGCCGAGAGCGGGACAGCGGGGCCUACGGGUGGUGCGACGAGGAAUCGGACUCCGUGAGUGUCUUCGUUUGCCCAAGUGUUGAGGUUCAGGUGCGCAUGCUAAACGGAUACCGGUAGAGGGUACGUCGCGUUGGCGGUGUCAACUCCGCAGGGGACGUUUACUCGCGAGGUGGAAACGGGAUGCGGGACCGAUCGGGAGCAGAACAUGGUUGUGUUUGCGGAGGAGGCGUUGAAGUUGGUGAGGGAUGUGAUGCUGGGGAAGGCGAGUUUGUAGUUUGCCAUCCAGCAUUAGAAGGUGGUUGUCCCCGUGGUUCAUAUUGUUUAUGGGCAAUACUCCUGCGGGGUACCUCUCUACCUUAGUUGCGGUCCCAGUCCCAUUGGUACAAGGGCAGUUGUUGAGGUAAAACUGUUCAAUAUUUGACUACCUGGCAUUUAUUUAGCUCUAUAUGCUAAAGAGCUACCUCUCUACAUGCUACGUACCUUCUAUGUGUGCC